Fusarium sp. VM40 is the source of this 290-nucleotide messenger RNA. NCBI's taxonomy places the organism in Eukaryota, Fungi, Ascomycota, Sordariomycetes, Hypocreales, Nectriaceae. The record is from the annotation of a GenBank genome assembly.
ACAUUCCUCCGCAUAGAGCUGCAGACUGUCACCCGUCUACCAAAGACACGUGCCAUCCUGUUCUCCUUCAAGACCUAUCUUUUUCCAUUCCGCCAGGUCAAAGGGGGAGGGCCUUGGUCCCGCUUUCGCUGACGCUCCCUAACCCUAACCCUAACCCUAACCCUAACCCUAACCCUAACCCUAACCCUAACCCUAACCCUAACCCUAACCCUAACCCUAACCCUAACCCUAACCCUAACCCUAACCCUAACCCUAACCCUAUGCGCUGCCGCGCCUCUGCCGAGCGCUAA